UCUUUCUCGUUCUCUCUCUCUCUCUCUAGAUUGAGGAAAAUGGGACUUCUUCAUUGUCCAUUGUCGUGCCAACCAAACAAAGAAUCAUAUUCUGAUCAAUCUCACUCUACCCACCUUCGUUCAGAAUCAUCCUCCUCAUCUCUCUCCUCUCAAUCAAGUUUACCAUCUGUCCCUUCUCUAACCCCACCUUCCCAAGAAUCUGAUCAACAAUCCUCCACCACCUUCCACCACUGUAUCUCCACCCUCAAAGCCCACUCCUCCUAUAUCUUCUCCCUCACUCUCGCCGGAAAACACCUCUACAGUGGCUCUUCCGAUAGCCAAAUUCGUGUAUGGAGUCGAGACCCUUCUAGACAUGACAAUAAAACCCAUAACUUGGUAGCAGAAGGCAAUAGUGCUGCAGUAAAGUCCAUAGUUUUUCUGGGUGAUAAGCUUUUCAGUGCCCACCAAGACCACAAAAUUCGAGUAUGGAAAAUCGAUAAUGACACAGUAAACCAUAAAUACAAGUGCCUAACCACCUUACCAACAGUCAAAGACAGUAUCUUCAAACUCUUCUCGGCGAAGAACUAUGUAAAAGUUCGAAGGCACAAGAAAUCCACAUGGGUUCAUCAUAUUGACGCCAUAUCAGCUCUGGCCUUAUCGAGAGAUGGUUCUCUUCUCUACUCCGUUUCAUGGGACCGGACGUUCAAGGUUUGGAGAACAUCGGACUUCAAAUGUUUAGAAUCAGUAUGGAAUGCUCAUGACGAUGCGAUUAAUGGGAUUGUGUUGUCUGAUGAUGGGUUUGUGUACACUGGUUCUGCGGACAAGAAGAUAAAGGUUUGGAGGAAGAAUGAAGGAGAGAAGAAGCAUAGUCUAGUGAGUACAUUAGAGAAACACAAGUCAGCUGUGAAUGCUUUGGCUCUUAGCUCAGAUGGGUCAGUGCUAUACUCUGGUGCAUGUGACAGGUCUAUAAUUGUGUGGGAGAAAGAUGCCGGUGGUGGUGGAGAUCUGGUGGUGGCUGGUGCACUUAGAGGGCACACCAAGGCCAUCUUGUGUUUGGCUGUGGUGUCAGAUUUAGUGAUCAGUGGAUCAGCUGACAAAACAGUUAGGAUUUGGAGGAGAGGAAUUGGGAAGAGUUAUUCUUGCUUGGCAGUGUUUGAAGGACACAGAGGACCAGUCAAGUGUUUGACUGCGGCUGUUGAUAGUUGUCAUGGGUACAACAAUGGUUCUGGUUCUGGGACUUCUUAUCUGGUUUACAGUGGAAGUUUGGAUUCUGAUAUUAAGGUCUGGCAAACGUGGGUCCCUUUCCUUCAUUGAUUUCUCCUCUCUCUUUUUUUUAAUCAUCUCUUGAACAAUAUUGUAUAUAAGAAAGAGUGACUUUUUUUUUAUUAUUAUUGUUUGGUUUUUUAUUUGAUUUAUACUCUCAAACGUAGAUUUGUGUAAGUUGGGUUAUUCGUAGUAAGUUCAAUAGAAAAUGAAUUUUACUUUUUUGAGUACGACUUAUUUGCAAUUGAUUGACUUUGAUCCUCCCCAUGUUUUCAAA
Ilex paraguariensis (yerba mate) is the source of this 1519-nucleotide messenger RNA. The record is from the annotation of a GenBank genome assembly. NCBI's taxonomy places the organism in Eukaryota, Viridiplantae, Streptophyta, Magnoliopsida, Aquifoliales, Aquifoliaceae.